Molecule: messenger RNA, 743 nt
Organism: Brassica napus (rape)
Lineage: Eukaryota; Viridiplantae; Streptophyta; Magnoliopsida; Brassicales; Brassicaceae
Exons: 3
Coding region: 201-485 (94 amino acids)
Source: RefSeq, a predicted model, not a curated record
CGUAGCAUUUAAGAAGACAAAAACGUCUUGUUGCCUCGUUUUCAAGUACCAAACAACACGCAGUUUAUAUCUCUAUCAGAUUUCUGUUUUGUUCUUCAUCACUCGCUCUGGGGCCUCUCUGACCAAUCCCAAAGCAAAGAGCUUCUGCGAUCUUUCAUCCUCCUCUGGUUUCGUAUCUAAUCUGAUUUGAGGGGAAAGAGAUGGGUUUCAUAAUGGAGUUCGCGGAGAAUCUGGUGCUGAGGCUGAUGGAGGAUCCGGAGGUGAGAGACAGGAAAGCGAGGGAGCACAUAUAUGAGAUGCACGAGAGGUGCAAGAAGAUUAAGGAGAUGUGGGCUUUGCCUAUUCGUCCUUAUGGUUUCUGGACUUUUGAGCGUCACAACGCUCAGCUUCGUUGGGAUCCUCAGAUUAGCCAAGUUGCUGGUCGUAGGGACCCUUAUGAUGAUCUCCUUCAGGACCAUCCUUCCUCUUCUUCAUCCUCAAACUAAUCAUAUACAAUGGCAGAAGAUGUAUUGUGAUGAUGUAUGGAUAGAUGCAUAUGUCUCUCUUUCAAUUCCCGAUUGUACUCCAUUCGUUGCUUUUUUUUUUCUUUCAGGUGUCUUGAAGCGUGGUACAAAUGAGAGAGGAGUAUACUUUUUUUUUUUUGAACAAGUUGUUUUGAUUCUCCAUUUGCAUCUUUGAAUAUGAAUAUACUUUCUGAAGUGAUGAGUCUUUUCAUGUUUUUUUAUAGUUUUGUUGCUCAAAUA